This is a messenger RNA of Zonotrichia albicollis (white-throated sparrow), 1457 nucleotides long. Its product is annotated as fatty acid-binding protein, liver-like. The record is from RefSeq and is a predicted model, not a curated record. Gene Ontology annotation, molecular function: lipid binding. NCBI's taxonomy places the organism in Eukaryota, Metazoa, Chordata, Aves, Passeriformes, Passerellidae.
CUACACCUGAGAAGUCAGGACAUGCUCCACACAUUCAAAUGACCCUGCAAAUCAGGAAUUCUCACAGGCAAAUGUAGUCACAAAUCUGGCUCUUUCUGUGUGAACCUUCUUUAAAAUUACCUACUAAAAAAGGGUGGUGAGUUGGUAAGAAGCUGAGCACUGGGUCUCUAUUUAAAUAGAAUGAAAAGUUAACUCAGAGAGGUCACCCACCACUGGGAUAAGGCUCUGUUUGAAUUAAGCAAUCUAAUUGCAAGGCACAUCUAAUGAAAGUCUUCCAAAAUCAACAGUCAGGCCUGCACAGACAGCAAGGAACAUCACAAGGGCUGGAGUGAGUGAAGAAACCCUUGUGUAGUUGCUGAGAAGAAAAAACAACACAUCCUAUUUGCUUCCUGCAUUCACUCUCCCAGCAAUGUUCCCUGUUUCAUCUUUUAUCUUCUAUUAAAAUAAAACGUAAAAAGAAGCUGAGUUUAAUUCAAUUCCAUUAGAUGCACAUCACUGACAUCUGCUGGAUAAAGUCAUCACUCAUGUCCCACUCCAACAUGAUUUUGCCUGUCCUCAAUGGGAGGCCCCCAAUUUGAAAAGAAAUAGAAUGAUUUUAUUCAUUCUAUUUUAAUCAUUCAUUAAGGUUCACAGCAGAGAACAUUGUUAUAAUUAGGAAGUUCCUGCUGUACAACACCAAUCCCCUUGAUCUGCUGUAACUUUAUCUGAAGAAUUCUACCCAAGACACAGAGAACGUGUUAAACACUGAAGUUGUGAAGAAAAAGCAAACAAAUGAAGCUGCACUGCAACACUUUCCAACAAGGCUGCACACGAGGUCAGUACCCCACAACAAACACAGCAUGCCAACCCUCAAGGUGAGAGCAGCAUGAACGAGAGGUUAUGCUCAUUAAGAACAAAUAACUGAUUAAUGAUUGCUGUUCCCAGUUAAUAAUUAGCCCUCUGCCGAUCUGGGCUGGCCCCUGUGUGUCCAUAAAGAGCAUCCCCGAGGGCAGGGGCAGCCCUUGCUGUGUCCCACCAUGGCAUUCGCUGGCACCUGGCACAUCUACGCUCAGGAGAACCUCGAGGCCUUCCUCAAGGCUCUGGGGUUGCCAGAUGACACCAUCAAAAUGGCCAAAGACAUUAAGCCUGUUGUUGAAAUACAACAAAAAGGCAACGACUUUGUUGUGACAUCCAAAACACCCCACAAAUCUGUAACCAACUCAUUUACACUGGGCAAGGAGGCUGACAUCACCACCAUGGAUGGCAGGAAGCUGAAGUGCACUGUGAACUUGGUCAAUGGGAAGCUGGUGUGCAAAUCAGAUAAAUUCUCUCACGAGCAGGAAGUAAAAGGAAAUGAAAUGGUGGAGACUAUAACAUACGGUGGAGUAACACUUGUCAGAAGAGGCAAGAAAGCCUAAAGACAGAUCCUCCUGUGUGACACCUUUCCAUACCUGAAAUAAAGUGCACUUUCCACAAGG